CUAGAUUAGUAGUAUCCAUUGAUAUCCAUUAUACUGUUACUUGACCUUUGAAUACUGCUCGGAGUUAGUACUACUUUUAGAAAAUAAAAUUCGAGAUUGACCAACUACGAAUCGAAAAACAUCUUUCGAGUCCUUAAUUUAUUCAAAUCUAUUCAGAAUGAGCAUAUCGUGAUAUUUAUCUUAGGAGAAUAGAGCAGACACUAAUUUGGCCGCACAUAGUGCUUUUGCCCACUGUAAAAUGACCGACAAAACAAAACAAAAAUGGGAAAUCAAUGAUGAAGCAUAUUUAGAAAAAGGCGGCCUGACUAUGGAGUUCUAUCCGUUAAUCGAAAAAAAUGCGCUAAAAGAAAGCUUUGCUUUAGUGAAGGAAAAUAUGCAAACCCUUUAUGAAAACAGUGUUCUAAGCUGGGAUGAAGAAGAAAAAUGGAAAGAGAUGAGCAUGGAUACUCUUCACUACGUUUGUUUGUAUACUAUCGAACACCAUAAGUUAAUUGGUUUUAUGAGUUUUGAAGAAACAAUCGAAGCAGAUCUUCCAUGUCUUUACUUGUAUGAACUUCAGAUCACAAAAGAUAUGAGAAGAAAAGGAUGCGGAUCCUGGCUUAUGAAACAGUUAACAAGGAUCGCCGAGCAAAGAAGAAUUCCCUAUCUCUUUCUGACAGUCUUUGGUAAAAACGAGCAAGCACUUCAAUUCUAUCAUCGAUUUCAUUUUUCACCGCAUGCAACAUCACCACAGCCAAAAAAGUUUCGAUCUGGCAAGGUCGUUCACCCUGAUUACUAUAUCAUGUAUUCUCGUGUAUGACAAGGAGCAGAAUCAAGGCACAGUUUUAAUUAUUUUUUCUGGCUUAAACACGGGAUGAAGACCUUCCCAAAUAAACCGAAUUAUCUGUUUUGCUUUGUGAGAAUUUAAGAAACUUGAAAACAGACAAAAUUGUUCCUCAGUAGAUACUUUAGCUCUGUUAGGUUUCCAAAAUAUUUCAUUUUGUUAUUUUAUAUAAAUCAUAAUGCUCAGCAUUAAC
Molecule: messenger RNA, 1016 nt
Organism: Schizosaccharomyces octosporus yFS286
Lineage: Eukaryota; Fungi; Ascomycota; Schizosaccharomycetes; Schizosaccharomycetales; Schizosaccharomycetaceae
Product: histone N-acetyltransferase
Exons: 1
Coding region: 239-799 (186 amino acids)
Cellular component (GO): nucleus
Molecular function (GO): histone H4 acetyltransferase activity; histone H2A acetyltransferase activity; protein N-terminal-serine acetyltransferase activity
Source: RefSeq, a predicted model, not a curated record